AUGGCCACCCUCGUUCCAAUGAACACUCCAGCUCGACAACCCUUGGGGUUCCUGAAUGAAUCCAAGCUCCGAAGCAUGCAGAGCGUCAAGAAUCGACAGAAUGCAAUACUAACCUCCCAUUCGGCCCCGUCUCUCAAACGCCGCGCUGUCUCUCCUGAAGAAGGCUCCGAUAGCGAGAACAUCGACCCCAACAUUAUCGAUUCAUUGCACAAACGAAAGCGCUCCACCUUGGAAGAUGACGUUUCAGUGUCCAAGUUCAACCGGUAUAGCUUGAGUCUGAACACUCUCCCUUCCACCAGGCGCCGCCUCAACAACCCGGUGGUCUCGCCCACCCCACGCCUCGAUACAUUCAUCAAGCCUUCAACCAGCACACCGGCCUCAGCACCCGCGGCAGGUCGCUCACCAACGCGGAAACGCUCCGGUCCCCUCCAAUCACGCAAACGCUUCAAUCCUCCCCCCUUCUCCUUGAACGCUCCAUCCCCUGCGCUCUCUCUUUCCGCUGCGUUAAGUGGCACCAAGAAAUCUCGUCAGCUAUCCCACAAGACCCAACCACAAACGAUCGGCACAAUCGAGGACAGCAAGCCAAAAUCGUGGUUCUUCGACAUCUUCGAGGAGAGUCUGGAGGCGCAGGAAUAUCGAAUGAACGAGUGGACUAUGACCCAAAGCGCGACGGGACUGGAUAUUUCGGAUGACGAGGGCAAAGCCAAGUCUUCUGAACGGCUGGAUCGAGGAAAGGAAAAUGUUGAUCCGAACGAAGUUUCGGUCCCAGUGACAAGGUCCAUGGCUGCAGCAGCGAGGGUAGAGAUGAGGGCCUCGAAGGAAAAAGACGUGAAUGCCAUGACGGACAAAGAGGAGAGAGCGCCCCUGGCAAAUCUCAACCCCGCGGAAUUCUACGCUGAAGGCCUCGAUGCCACGAGCGUGGUCCUUGUUCAUGAUGACUCUGAUACGGACACCGUCGCUCUCGAGGACGAGACGGACACAAUGACUGAGCACCACGACUUUACGUUCCAAGCCUCAACAUCUACAUCAUUGUCCCAAUCCAAGGCAAUUGACGCUCUCGGUGCCCCUUCCAUCAGCGAAAUCUUGAGUUCCGCAGCGCCCCAUCCGUUUCCUCCAGCCAUCAAUAUGAAUCAUGAUGCGGAUGAGACGCUUGUCGCCGCCCCAUUCACAAAAGCAGAGACACCCGAGGUUGAGAUUGAGAUAUGGGAGAGUGAGAGCGCAAAGGAUGAGAACGAAAAGCAUGAACUCCAGCAUGAUGUCGGAAGUCCUGGAUCGAUUGGGGAUGAGACUGUCUUCGCCUUGCAGGAGCUGUGA
Messenger RNA from Rhinocladiella mackenziei CBS 650.93, 1314 nucleotides. RefSeq lists its product as uncharacterized. The transcript has 2 exons. Lineage: Eukaryota; Fungi; Ascomycota; Eurotiomycetes; Chaetothyriales; Herpotrichiellaceae. The coding region runs from base 1 to 1314 and encodes 437 amino acids. The record is from RefSeq and is a predicted model, not a curated record.